Molecule: messenger RNA, 1038 nt
Organism: Exophiala aquamarina CBS 119918
Lineage: Eukaryota; Fungi; Ascomycota; Eurotiomycetes; Chaetothyriales; Herpotrichiellaceae
Product: glucosamine-6-phosphate deaminase
Exons: 2
Coding region: 1-1038 (345 amino acids)
Biological process (GO): D-glucosamine catabolic process; N-acetylglucosamine catabolic process; carbohydrate metabolic process
Cellular component (GO): cytoplasm
Molecular function (GO): glucosamine-6-phosphate deaminase activity; identical protein binding
Source: RefSeq, a predicted model, not a curated record
AUGAAGGUCAUUGUUCGAGACAAUGCAGACGGAGCGUCCCAGUAUGCCGCAAAAUAUAUAGUCAACCGCAUCAACGCCUUCGCGCCUACACCUAAGAACCCUUUCGUCCUUGGACUUCCCACAGGCAGCAGCCCCGAGCUGAUAUACAAGUACCUGGUACAAGCGCAUCGGAACGGGGAGAUUUCAUUCGCCAAUGUUGUGACAUUCAACAUGGAUGAAUACGUGGGCUUAGCAGAAGACCACCCCGAGUCCUAUCACAGUUUCAUGUACAAGCACUUCUUUGCCCACGUCGAUAUCAAUCCAACGAAUGUCAACAUCUUGAACGGAAACGCCCCUAAUCUUGCAGAGGAGUGCGCCUCUUAUGAAGAAAAGAUCGCGCGAGCCGGUGGGAUUGAUCUAUUCCUCGGCGGAAUAGGUCCAGAUGGCCAUAUUGCUUUCAAUGAACCUGGCUCGUCAUUACGGUCGCGCACGAGAGUCAAGACCUUGGCAGAGGACACCAUCCGAGCGAAUUCACGAUUUUUUGGAGGCAAUCUGAGCCAAGUACCAAAACAAGCAUUGACCGUUGGUGUGCAAACAGUAAUGGAUGCUCGGGAAGUAUUAGUGAUAGUCCUGGGAGCCAACAAAGCCGUUGCGCUUCAAAAGACAAUUGAAGGUGGCGUCAGUCAGAUGUGGACAGCGAGCGCACUUCAAUUACACGAAUCCGCCAUGAUCGUCUGUGAUGAUGCCGCCACAGACGAAAUGCUCGUCAAAACAGUCAAGUACUUCAAGAGCAUCGAGCAAGUAUCCUUAGACCAACACACGUCAAGCGUGACCCCACAACAAAGAGCCCAGACCAAAGUCGACAACUGGCGUGGGGCACUACGCCAGCUCAAGAUCGACACCGACAAAAAGGAUGUAGUGGACCAAGACGACGGGGAACUGACGCCCGACAGCAUGUCCUCGAGACUGAUCGAUUCCGCGAUCGGAAUGAAUGAGAAGAAAAUGGAUGAUUUCAUCUUUGAUCGGAUGGGUUCGAGGGUUUCGACUUUUGCGGCUUGA